UCUCUGUCUUUGCGUGCGGUUCAGUUUUUUGUAGAAAAUAGGAAGAAUCGUUCCCCAGUAGAAGAAACGAGAUCCGUGCGUUUUCCUUUUUCACCCGACUCGAAUACAAUUUUAAACAUAAACAAAAAAAUACAAAAGAAAAAAGGAAUUCUCAAAAUAGUUAAAAAAACGCAGUGUACUACAAACAAAUGCAAAUUAACUACAAACAUACAAACAAAAAAACAACAAGAAAUCGAAGCGUGUUAAAGUCUUUUGUUUAGCAAAUUGUGCAAUACGUAGAAGAAAAAAAAGAGCCGAAAAAGUUAAAUACGCAUUCGAAUAGAAUUUUUGGCAAAAAAAAACAAAAAACAAUCGAUUGUGCAACAAAGUAAACAAUUGUUAAAGCUUCAACAAACACAAUAAUAAAAUGAGUGUGUGUGAGAAUAAGACCGUUGUGCAACAGCAAUUGCAACAACAAGCUGCCGCUGCAGUUGCCGCCGCCGCAGCCGCUGCAGUAGUGCAACAGCAACAGCAGCAGGCACAACAACAACAACAGCAGGCGCCACAAGUGGUGGUGCCACAGCCACAGCACAUGACGCCACAGCAACAACAACAGAGCACACAAAGCAUUGCCGACUAUUUGGCACAAUUGCUCAAGGAUCGCAAGCAAUUGGCCGCAUUUCCAAAUGUUUUUACGCAUGUCGAGCGUCUCCUGGAUGAAGAAAUUGCACGCGUACGCGCCUCACUGUUCCAGAUCAAUGGCGUUAAGAAGGAGCCGCUGACGCUGCCCGAGCCAGAGGGUGCCAUGGUAACGCUGAACGAGAAGGUCUAUGUGCCAGUGCGUGAGCAUCCAGAUUUCAACUUUGUUGGUCGCAUUUUGGGACCACGCGGCAUGACUGCCAAACAAUUAGAGCAAGAGACUGGCUGUAAGAUUAUGGUACGCGGCAAGGGCUCCAUGCGGGACAAGAAGAAGGAGGAUGCUAAUCGUGGCAAGCCAAACUGGGAGCAUUUGUCCGAUGAUCUGCAUGUCCUCAUCACUGUCGAGGACACCGAGAAUCGUGCCAAAGUCAAGCUGGCUCAAGCUGUUGCCGAGGUGCAAAAGUUGCUAGUGCCGCAAGCCGAAGGCGAAGAUGAACUAAAGAAACGUCAACUUAUGGAAUUAGCCAUUAUUAACGGCACAUAUAGGGACACAACAGCGAAAUCAGUCGCAGCUUUCUCAUGCGUUGGUUCUCCUUCUGCUUCUGUUCUGUAUCCCGCAGUUUGCGAAGAGGAGUGGCGUCGCCUGGUUACACCGGACAAUCGCCUGCUGACACCCACACUAUCCGGAUUGGCCACCCAGAUACGCACACCUGCCAACGCCCCAUUGGGCGCACCAUUGAUACUUAAUCCACGGAUGACGGUGCCAACCACAGCGGCCAGCAUACUGUCCGCCCAGGCAGCGCCGACAGCUGCCUUCGAUCAGACGGCACAUGGCAUGAUCUUUGCCCCCUAUCAGGAUUAUGCGAAUUAUGCGGCACUCACUGGCAAUCCCCUGCUGACGGAAUAUGCUGAUCAUAGCGUUGGUCGAUAUAUGCAUGCCGGCUCCGUCUUUUGAACUUUUUUUUGAAUUUGCGUGUGUGCACCAAGAAUUUAUUUGAAGUCCAUAAAAUGUUAGUUCUUAGUUCCAGUUGCAAAACAAAACAAAAAAUGAUUACAUUCUGCAGUUGACAGUGCACAACACACACAGAGAGAAAAUCUUACUUAAACAUUAAUUAGCUCUAGUUACAAACAACAACAAACAAAAGCAAACAAACAUACAUGCAUCGAUGUGUAUAUUUAUUUAGCAAUGAAAAACAAAAAUGCAAAAUGGCACAACAACAAACAAGAAACAAAAAACAAGAACAACUACAACUACAAAAACAAAUACUCAAAAAUGCAAAUAAGAAGCAAGCAAAACAAUGCAACAAAAAAAAAAAAAAAAAAAGUAAAACGCUCGUCAACGUUUUUGUUUAGUUCAUAAUGUCGCAAAACAUUUCUAAAGUCUGGUUAAUAAGUGAUUUUUAGGCGCUUUGCAUGAUGAAUUUUAUUUUAUUUAUACAUUUUUGUUUUGUUUUUCUUUUGGUUUCGUUUCGAAAAAAAAUUAAAACAUGAGUAUAUUCUAGUUGACGACAACAACAACAAAUGACAGCAAGAAAUUGGUUGUUGCUUGUUUGGGAACAAUGAAGUAUUCUACUUACAUAAAUACAUAUUACUUAAAGCCUUCAACUGAGUUGCUGACUUAAUUAGCCUUUAGUUUAUAAUAUCCCUCUUUGACAGCCCCGUUCCGAGUUACACAUUCGCCGCAAUUUCGUUGGAAUACUUUAUAGCAUAACUUUGAGAGUUUUCUUGAUUUACAUGCAACUCGAAGCGGGCGCUGAAUGUUUUCUUCUUAGGUUUUUAUAAGGUCUCGACGACUUGUGUUAUUUAUAGUACUCGUAUAUUUAGUAGUUUUUCAUUUGUUUUUAUUUACGGUGUGGGUUGAUUUGUUUAUUAUCGUUUUCAAUACUCUUUAAGUGCAAUAUUUAGCUGAUAGCUAAUUAGUUUUUAGCAGUAUUUAUGCACAAAUGUACCUUAUACGACAAGUUCAAGUUUUACAUUUGAUUUCCGUAACCGUUUGAUUUUUUCCAGCCAGUGCCAUUAAUAUUUUUUCUUUUAUUUCGAGCAGCCAAACAAUUCUUUUUUUGUAGAAUUUUUAAUGGAAACUAUGCAAACAAUAUACAUAUAUAUAUUUUAAUAUUAGAUUAUAGCUUAAAUCGGAGCCUUGAAUCGAGUUGGUGCUUAAACAAUUUUUUGUAGACAAUAAGUUAGUUGAGGUUCAGGCAGCCGUCCAACAACAAUAUUUUGCACAACUAGUCAAAAACGUCAGCAAAAUGCGAUUGAUACAUAGACAGAUAAAAAAACGGACAGACAAAUGUGACAGACAGCUGGAAGAAUGCUAAAGAACAAAAAGUAGAAAAAAAAACUUGUAGCAGCUUGAAGAUAUUGCAAUAUUUUCACACAUUUAGGUCUCUCUCUCUCUCUUAAAAUCUAGAAAUGAGAUGGCAAAAUUCCCUGGAGAUCCAUUUACUCAAAUGGAAACACGACUAUGCUUAUCUAUACUAUAUAUUAAUUAUUUAAAGACUAGUUUAACAAUUUGUGUGUGUUAAGUUUAAUUAGCGAGCUGCUUAAAAAUCACUUAUUUCCAGAUACCGAAUCAAUUAGCGUUGUUUUCUUACAAAGUGAAAAAAGAAAAACAAACACAAAACAAAUAAAAAUAUAUACGACUCAUUCCAAAGAAACAGAAUUUAAAUGUAAAUCAACAUGCAAUACAGUUAAUUAUAAAGAAUUUUUUAUAAUUUAAAAAGAAAGAAAUCGAAGUUGAACUUAAUGAAAUUGGUAAUUAGUGAAAAAGAAAAGCGAAAGCGAAAACAAAAGCAAAAAUAUGCAGAUGUGUGAAAAUGUUGAAAGAAUUGUUUAAAACAAGCAAGCAUAAAUAUAUAGUAUAUGUUUUUUUCUAUUAUUAAGCUAAGUUUUGUAGACAAUACAUACAUAUAUUAUAUAUGCGCCGAUAAAACCGUAUAUACCGUAUAUAUAUAUUUAUUGCCUUGAUUAUCUCUAUCCAUAUAUAUAUAUAUAUAUAAAUAUUACCAUUACCAAUACCAAUACCAAUUUUAUAUUUGCAAUAUAUAAAUCUAUAUGUAUCGUAUCGUAUAUUUUAGUAGGCGCCCUUAAGCAGCAACGUCGAUUGGCGGCUAACAGAGAACACCCCUAUCAGCGUGCAACGGUCGGAGUGCCAGCCAAGCCGGCGGGUUUCAUUGAGAUACAGUAAAACAUCUCGCUGUGUCACGAGUCAGUCAGUCAGUCAGCAGCAGCAAUCGCACACUCACUCACACACACACACCUUUUUGUAUUUAUAUCAAAAGUGAAAAAUUUUAAAUUUUUUUGAAAUCAAUGUUAAAACUUCUUAUGUGGAUUAUCGACUCCGCCCGCCAUUACGUUCAAAUGGGCAUAUUACAUAUAUUACUAUAUAUACAAUUUAGUUCAAUUACAAUACGAUUUACAUAAUAUAUAUAUUCGGAAAUAUAUAUAUAUUGCAUUAUGUCUAUUUCAAAUUUACUUUAUAAUUACAAUAUUUUUAUUUUUUUUGUGAAAAACUGCUUUAAAUCAAAAAAAAUGUCAAUCAUCUGUGCUGUUCUCUGCUGCUGUUUGAGUUGAGAGUGUGUGUGUUGCGUGUCCAAUGAAACCCAGCCAGUCCAGUUGGCCAGGCCGGUCUGUGCAGCUCCGUAACUCAGUUAACUCAGUCCAAUAAAUAUAUCAAGCGCCUCACAGGUUAGUUGUGUUUCUACUCAUCUAUAAAUUUGUUUUUUUAUUACACUUUUUUUUUCCUUUACUUGUUUCCCUUUGAGCUGCUGUUGUUGCUAUGCUUUCUUAACUGAAGCAUAGCAACUGCAGCUCAUUUGCGACUUUUUGAUUUAUUUUCCAAAAAUAUUAAAAAAAAAGAACAAAAGAAAAUGAAAUACACAGACAGACACAUGCUGAAUGUUAGUGCAAUAGUUGCUAAAAGUAAAAAAAAAUCGGUAAAAUCAAGAAAAAAACAAUUUGUUGUUUUUUUGUAUAACAAAAAUAUAUAUUUUUUGUUAGUUUAUUUUAUUUCUUUGUUGACGACGUUGACUUGUGCCUUUGAUGUUUUACAAAAACAAUAAGAAAACAAAACAAAAAAAAAAGAUUAUUAUUGAAAUAAUGAAGAAAUGGGUAAGAGAUACUUCUAUCGAUUUCUGUAUAAAAAAAAGCAAACGCAAUUUUAGUACAUUUUGUAUUACUUUUUCUUAAGCCAUAUAAUUAAUUUGAUUAUGAUCUAUAUAUCUACAUCUACAUCUAUAUAUAUAUAUGAAUUAUGAAUUUUAUAUGUGUAUCUAGUAUUAAGACCCUGUUAGUUUGUAAAUUUUACCUUGUAUAUCAUUUAAAUGUAUGUUGCAAUUGAACCGAAAGUGUACCAGAAUAAAGAUCAAUGACUUUUGUUGAAGUGCAACCCAAAACACAGAAAACAAAACAAAAACCAAAAAAAACCAAAACCAGUCUCUUGAAGUUUCAUCAAACCGUAUGCUCUGGGCAUUCGAGCAAAUCAAUAAACAAAAAAAAAAAAAAUUCUUUAAAUACGUUUGAGACUAACGCUUUUUGAUAUCUAACCAAAAAAAUAAAAUUAAAAAUUAAACUCCUUCUAUUCGUCGUCGUCACACAUAACUCAUUGAUCACCCUAGAAGAUGAGAACACACUUAACUUUUGUUUGCAACUUUUUUAGUCCAUUAAGAACUUAACUUUAACUAUAAGCUAUAUGUGUAACGCACACACACACAAAUAAACACACACAACUCUUAGCCAACGGUGGGGCCUCUACUGAUGUACUACUCUACUACCAAAAACCACCACAAUUAAAACCACCACAACCACUACUACAUACUACUUGGGGGCGUAACUCUACUAUAUAUACAUAUAUAUAUUUGCUUAACGUCUGUCUCACCUACCACACACCUUAAAUUCGUACAUAAUACAUACUACAAUAAUAAUAAUAAUAGAGAUGACCAUCAAAUAAAGCAACCAAAUAGCUAGUCCCAAAUUACUACCACAAAACUACAUAAAUAUUGAUUUAUGUAUAUUUAACAGAUCGUAAUGUUUAAGCUUACUUAUCUCUCUCUUUCUCUCUCUCUGGUUAUGGUAUCAGUAAAACACUCUCUCUAUUUCUCUAUAGAAAUUAAGAAUAAAUACUUGUAUAACGUUUGAUAAAAUUGCAUAUGCAUUUGCUUCUAUAAAAUCUCCUCAAGUACUUACACACAUACUCGUAAACAACAACACACAGAUACACGCACACACCAAUACAUACGCGUAUAUGAGACCAAUUACUAAAUCGACUCUAAUGCCACAUGCCAAAGAAUGUCUGACAAUGAUGCACAAUAAAAAUUUCCUUUUGGCUAAUGCUAAAAAACAGUUUAAAAUACAACAAUACAACAACAAUUUUUGAUGUACAGACUUUAAUAAUAUGAAUAAAAGUACAAAGAACACAGAAUGUAAAUAACGCUUUACCUUGGCAUUUUCGAUGAAAAGCAAAAAUUGAUUGAUAAUUAUAAUUCUUACUCUUAUGAUUUAUAUAUAUAAUUGACAGCCAAUGCACUUGCAAUUUUAUUAUUUUCUUUUUAUCUAAUAAUCUUUACAAUUUAUACUAUAUAGCAUUUACAUAUGUAUAAAAACCAUAUAAAUAUCAAAUGAUAUGUGAUGUAAUAUUAUUGCUAAUUUUAACUAACAAAGGCCAAGUUAACUAAAACAAAGAAAAUAAAAGUAAAAAACAAAACAAACAAAAAAACUAGUAAAUAAAAUGGAUUAAAACCAAAACCAAAACAAAAAAAA
This is a messenger RNA of Drosophila nasuta, 6375 nucleotides long. It is a transcript of the gene how, whose product is annotated as protein held out wings. Lineage: Eukaryota; Metazoa; Arthropoda; Insecta; Diptera; Drosophilidae. Gene Ontology annotation, cellular component: nucleus. Gene Ontology annotation, biological process: regulation of mRNA splicing, via spliceosome. Bases 407 to 1573 code for a protein of 388 amino acids. Gene Ontology annotation, molecular function: mRNA binding. The transcript has 8 exons. The record is from RefSeq and is a predicted model, not a curated record.